AAUAAUUUCUAUAUUUAAAAAUUGGGGGAUGUUUGUUGUUUAUGGUAAUAUAUAUAAAAGAAAUCCUUUCAUACUCAUGUAUUUUUAUAUCUUUAUAUGCAAGUAUCACUAACAAAUACAAGUUUCCAUUUAGUAUUAUUACCCACCAAUAUUUGGCAGUGGAUUUUUCAUCCCUAUUUCUCCACUUCCUUUUAGAAACUCCAUCAAUUGUCCACCGUCCGAUGGACCAAUCAAGUCAAACUCGCAAAUCCUCAUUGCCAACUAGUUAAAUCCACGUCAACCCCUCAUACCCUGUGGACGUGCCACGUCACCACCAACGUCGAGCACGUGGUUUUAUGCGAAGAUGAGGGCAAUUCUUAGGCCGGAUUGAAAAUACCUUUAUCCUUUGGUUCUGUCUGAUUUCUUUUACUAUUUAAUGAUAUAAUGUCUUCAUGAAAGACACCAAUGAAAUAGCUCAGUUGUUGUUUUUCUUAUAUAUAUAUGGUUCUAUUAGUGUAGUAGCAGUCUAUCACCACGGCAAAUGACUCAAGCAACCAUGGAUGCUACUGCAAGUGCUGCUCCUUUGCACAUAGCAAUAUUUCCAUGGUUUGCUAUGGGACACCUCACUCCUAAUCUUCACCUCUCCAACAAGUUAGCAGAGAGAGGUCACAGAAUAUCCUUCAUAGUCCCACAAAGAACACAAACCAAACUACACCAUCUCAAUCUGCACCCUCAUCUCAUCACCUUUGUCCCCAUCAAAAUUCCUCAUGUUCAUGGCCUUCCUCACCAUGCUGAGACCACUUCAGACGUCCCCUUCUCUUUAGCCCCACUUAUCGCCACCGCCAUGGAUCGCACACAGAACGACAUUCAACUUCUCCUGAGGAAUCUCAACCCACACAUUGUUUUCUUCGAUUUCCAACAUUGGCUACCCAGCUUGACUCGGAGCCUAGGCAUCAAGAGUGUGAUGUACCUCAUAGUUCACCCAUUAUCAGCAGCAUACCUUGGAGAUGGACCAAGAAGAAGCCAAGGAAGAGAGUUAUCUGAACUUGAUCUAAUGGAACCUCCUCCGGGGUUCCCUGAUUCAUGCAUCAAGUUUCAGCCACAUGAACUUCGGUUCCUCGUUGCAGUAAGGAAACUCGAGUUUGGAAGUGGUGUUCUUCUGUACGAUCGGUUAGACAAUAGUUUCUGCUCGGCGGAUGCAAUUGGAUUCAAAGGUUGCAGAGAAAUUGAUGGGCCAUAUGCAGAAUAUCUAGAAACUGUGUAUGGAAAACCUGUUUUGCUUUCAGGGCCUCUUUUACCCGAGCCACCAAACACUACCUUAGAUGAAACAUGGGUUGCUUGGCUUGGGCAAUUCAACCCUGGCUCUGUUGUUUUCUGUACAUACGGAAGCGAAAGCGCGUUAGCACAGAAUCAGUUUCAAGAGUUGUUGCUUGGUCUUGAACUAACAUGUUUUCCAUUUUUUGUAGCAUUUAAGCCUCCUGAUGGAUUUGAGUGUAUUGAAGAAGCCCUGCCAGAAGGGUUCAGAGAAAGAGUUAAAGGAAGAGGGAUUGCAUACGAAGGUUGGGUGCCACAACAACUGAUAUUGGAACACCCUUCAAUUGGUUGCUUCAUAACACACUGUGGAGCUGCUUCUUUAACAGAGGCCAUAGUGAAUAAGUGUCAAUUGGUGCUGCUGCCAGGACACAGAGGGGGUCAUAUCAUCAAUGCAAGAAUGCUGAGUAGAAAAUUGAAGGUUGGCGUGGAAGUGGAGAAGGGGGAAGAAGAUGGUUUGUUCAGCAAAGAAAGUGUAUGUAAAGCAGUGAAAAGUGUGAUGGAUGAUGAGAGUGAGGUUGCAAGAGAAGUGAGGCAAAAUCAUGCCAAACUCAGGAACUUCUUACUGAGCGACAAUUUAGAGUCCUCAUGUGUUGAUCUUUUCUGUCAACAACUUCAAAAGUUACUAUAAUUUCCAACCUUCCACCAUUACCUUUAUAGUACAUGAAUAAGUUGAUAUGACUUUGUUUUAACUUAAUCUGCUCUAAAUUUUGGGGGAUUUUGUUUAUUUACUUUACAUUAUGGAUC
This is a messenger RNA of Vigna angularis (adzuki bean), 2037 nucleotides long. RefSeq names its product cyanidin 3-O-galactoside 2''-O-xylosyltransferase FGGT1. The record is from RefSeq and is a predicted model, not a curated record. Gene Ontology annotation, molecular function: UDP-glycosyltransferase activity. The transcript has a single exon. Bases 521 to 1921 code for a protein of 466 amino acids. Lineage: Eukaryota; Viridiplantae; Streptophyta; Magnoliopsida; Fabales; Fabaceae.